CUAGCUCAGUUUGAUUUCAGUCUCGAGACACUGACUAAAGAUUUUAUACUUCUGCACUAAACAGUGUGUGAAAAUAUCACUCAAGCUCAUCUAGACUACUAUUUAGUGUCGGAGUAUGCGUUUUUUGGGGGUUUUUUUGGGCGAGUAAAUGGACUUCCGAGGCGUUAGAUCUCUUAAAGUUAUCUCAGAAAUUACUUUUUUUUUUUUUAGCUUUAGCUUUCUUACCACCAGAUUUAUUUAACUGUCUUUUAAAAAACACCACGCACACUCCCGCACUAGAUGUAGUGUUUGAAAAUUAGUACCCCAGCUCUACCUAGGCUACUGCUAAGUGCGGGAGUGUGCUAGUUUGGGACGCAGACUCAAGCGUCUCAAGUGUCGGGAGUCUCGCGCGCACGCUGCUCGUGAACCAGCUAGCUUAGCGUUUCCACGAUGUAUUGAUCGUGGGUUUUUUUUUCCUGUGUAGACCCUCAGGAGAAACAGGAUUUGUAAACGGUUGUAUUUAACAAAAAAAAACAAAAAAACAAAAAGAAACAAACCCAAAACAAAAACCACGACGCAAGACGAGACCUUUUAAAUCACCAUCUUCCCUCCGGGGUUUCGGUGGGAGAUGAUGGCCGGCGGCGCGCUUCAGCAGAACGGGAUAACGGUGACGGUGCUCUCGGCUCAGGAGCAGCAGCAGCAGCAGCAGGUCCCGCAGUCGCCCCCGCCGCCGCUGCCGCCCUCGCACAUGGAGUCUGAGGCGCUGGAUUCCCGAAAGAGACCGCUGGAGACUCCGACCGAGGCGGGGAGCACCAAGCGCACGAACACAGGGGAAGAGGGUGAGUACUUCCUGAAAGUGCUGAUCCCCAGCUAUGCGGCCGGUUCAAUUAUCGGUAAAGGAGGACAGACCAUCGUCCAACUGCAGAAAGAGACUGGCGCCACCAUCAAACUGUCCAAAUCUAAAGACUUCUACCCAGGUACGACAGAGCGUGUGUGUUUAAUCCAGGGUACGGUGGAGGCAUUGAAUGGAGUUCAUAACUUCAUUGCUGAGAAAGUGCGCGAGAUGCCUCAAAGUAGCCAGAAAAGUGAACCGGUCAGCAUCCUGCAGCCUCAAACCACUGUUAACCCCGACCGAGUCAAACAGGCUAAACUGAUCGUGCCCAACAGCACGGCUGGGCUGAUCAUUGGUAAGGGUGGAGCAACUGUGAAGUCGGUGAUGGAACAAUCAGGUGCAUGGGUGCAGCUCUCACAGAAACCAGAGGGCAUCAAUCUGCAGGAGAGAGUGGUGACAGUAAGCGGCGAACCCGAGCAGAACCGAAAGGCUGUAGAGAUUAUUGUGCAGAAGAUCCAGGAGGACCCUCAGAGCAGUAGCUGUCUCAACAUCAGCUACUCCAAUGUUACAGGACCUGUGGCCAACUCCAACCCCACAGGCUCACCAUAUGCCAACAGUGCUGAGGUUCUGCCUAGUGCUGCCGCUGCCGCCGCUGCCACUGCAUCCACACUGCUGGGCCAGGCGGGCCUUGCCAGCUUCCCCUCUGCAAUGUCUGGCUUCUCCGGCAACGACCUGCUGGCCAUCACCUCCGCCCUGAACACGCUCGCCAGUUAUGGCUACAACACCAACACUUUGGGGCUUGGCCUGAACCCAGCAGCUGCCUCUGGGGUGUUAGCGGCUGUUGCUGCUAGUGCUAACCCUGCGGCUGCCGCCGCAGCUAACCUCUUAGCAUCGUACGCUAGCGAGGCAUCCGGAGGAGCGGCUCACCCAGCUGCACCCGGGCUUGCAGGCUUCUCGCUGGGUUCUCUUGCAGCUGCCACGGGAGCUUCCAAUGGCUACCUGAACCCGGCCUCCUCCCCACUAGUGGCCUCGUCACUGCUGGGGACUGAGAAACUGGCAGAGGGUGGCAAGGAGGUGCUGGAGAUUGCCGUGCCCGAGAACCUGGUGGGGGCCAUUUUAGGGAAAGGGGGGAAGACGCUGGUGGAGUACCAGGAGUUGACAGGGGCACGCAUCCAGAUCUCCAAGAAGGGGGAGUUCAUCCCGGGCACACGCAACCGCAAAGUGACCAUCACAGGGUCGCCGGCAGCAACGCAGGCCGCACAGUAUCUCAUCAGCCAGCGGAUCACGUAUGAGCAAGGCGUCCGUGCCACAAACCCUCAGAAAGUGGGCUAGAGAGCGAACUCAAGCGAUAUGGGGAGGGAGGGAGGGCAGCGAGGAAAGGGAUUCGACAGAGCAACGAACAAGAGAGCAGACAAUGAACAAGAUGAACAAACAAAAGACAAAAACAGAGGAAAGAGGUCGGUAAGGGGAACAGAAGAAAAAAGAGGAUGUGUCCCUGUUCACAUUUCAGAGGAAAGAAACAAAACAAAAAAAUGUGAGGAAAGAAUGAUGCUCACCUGUGGACCUGGGGCAGAUGUGUAAAAAUUUGGGACUGAAAAUCUGCUGUUCUGUUCUUUUUUUUUUUUUUCUUUUUUUUUUUUUUAAACUGGAGCUAAGUGGUGUAGAUGAUGAGGGGCUCAGUACUGAACCCUGUGGCACUCUGGGAGGGAGGAGACUCAGGCCUCACCUCCUCUGUUUCUCACAGCCAGGGACCAGCUAGGUUCCAUUUUAUUUUUCUGUCAUUGGUGGAGCCUGAACAAGAUAGUCCAAAUUUAUGACGGAGACCUCCACAUAGGUAAUGAGUUUUGCAGCAGCCCCUCUUGGGGACAAUUCAAUAUCUACAGUUUGGCCCUUUACAGAUUUUUAUGUGUUUUAGGCCUGAGGCAGUCUUGUAGGGUUUUCCAAAAAAAAACAAAAAACUAAAGAUUAACAUAAGCAAGGCAGGAGAUUUUUUGUCUACUCACACUAGCCGUUUCAGAUCCAUGUUACUGGCUUUCUCCAAUUAAUCAGACAGCAGAUUACUCUCAGUCACAGUAGAUUUAGAUUUUACUUAAACCUGUGAUUUCAGGUUGACCUGAAUGUAUAAAGACUUCCUGGUCUUGCUUCUUUUUUUUUUAACAAAAAAAAAAAAAACGACAUAUGUGUCAGGAAGUCCAAACUGAGUCUUCGUUUGGCAUCAGCAGCCGAACCCGACUCAGCCACAGAAAGGCAGGCAGACAAAAAAUGUCAAAGGAAAAAAAGGUCCCUUCGAGAGGACAGGAAUGUAAAAACACACACACAGACACACACACACACCCACACACUCUGCGAGUGCAGUUUAGUCAAUUGAACCCUCUUUGGUGCUAUAAGGAAAUCACUAAUGAGAAAACAUCAGAGAUUUAAAUUUCUUACUUAGCUAGAUUUUAGCACUUUGGGGUUGAAUUUGCCUUCCCCUCCAUUAUUGAAUAAAAGCAAUUUUAUUGGUCAUAACGUCGAAUUGGUCAUAACAUCAUUACAAAUAAGGCACAUUAGAGAUAACAACAAAAAACACUUUUCAGCUGCUAACUGUAAUUUGGGAAUUAAUUGAUUCAAGAACUUCAGAAUCUGCAUGUGAAACAUCUCGAAACUAACCUACUGAUUACAGGACUCGGGACAAAUAUUAACACUGACAUUACCAUUAAGAAAUAAGCACCUCGAGUGUUAAGCCAGUCUCAAAUAUCCACUAUGUCGCUCCAGUGAACACUGGUGAUUUUUAAAAAAUGUGUGGGGUUUUUUGUUUUGUUUUUUGUUUUUUUUUGUACGAAUAGAGCUCAAGCUGAUAUACCUCAUGUUUGGACAGAAUGGAAAAGAAUUAAAGAUUUCCAGUUUGUAUGCAGUGCAACAAAGUCCUCGAUUGAGUUCCAGUUGGCACCUAGUUCACUACUGCGCAAACUAGCCUCGAUGUCAGGCUGCCGGAGGUCUGGCAGUAGAAGGAAGGGAGCGCAUUCAAUGCAAUGCAGCCUUUGUAAAAAAAAAAAAAAAAAAAUUAAUAGCAAACUGUUUUCCACUCUGAUGCUGGUGUGAGUUAUCUGGCAUGAAGGAAUCCCAUAUCUUAGUCAGACGCAAACAUGCAGAGAUCGCUCGUCUCAGAGAAACUGCACAUCUUCUAGCAUUAAGGCUCAGUGCUUUUCCUGUGCAGUCCUCUGGUUUGUUCGUUUGGUUUUUUUUUUUGUUUUGUUUCCUUUUAGGGUGCUUUGCCCGAGCGUAACAACCCUGUAUCCAUUGUGUUGUGGGAUGCGUUCUUUGGAAAACAGCAUGGCAGAGUAAUAAAUAGCAUGUUUUUUUUUGUUUUGUUUUGUUUUUUUUAAAGGCCAUACACUUAGCACCGUCGUCUCUGCUGCUAACUGCAUUUUUAAAUCCAGCAAGGGAGCUAUGAGGUACAGAACUUGUACAGAUAAAUACGAAGGUGAUCUCUUUUAAACCACACUGUGAAUCAAGCAGCCGACACCAUCCUAAACUCUGGAAUGUACUGUACACAUUGCAGCGUCCACUAACGCACAGCACAGCGGGGCUGGACGCUGUGGACCCGUCGGUUCCUCCAGCUGAGAGAUACUCCGGGUCAGCUCGAACGGCUCGGAAUUCACACCAGCCAUUAAUUAGCAGAUCUCCGCUCGAACCACGGCCGUCUAUAUAUAACCACGUGGCUAAGCCCGAUCUUCUACUGACCUAAAUACACACUCGCAAAGACAUUCAUCAACUGCCUCCAAUUCCCAGACCAUAAUCUGCUUUGGAACCAGGGGGAACAGAAAGCAAGAGUUAGAGGGAGGGGAAGAGAGCAAGAACGAGAGACACAGCGAUCCAUUUAUGUGCAUCGAAUUAUUGCGACAAAGAUUGCCUUAAGAAAUCUGUUACGUGCACUGCUUUUGGCAGGAAGUUUAUCAACAGACCAUUUUUACGAUAUUCAUCCAUCUCAAGAAUUGUCGCUGCUGAGGAGCAAUUACUGCACGCUGUCGGUUUCGGGCUAAAUAAUUUAUUUUUAAGAUUUGAGAUGAAAGUACAUAUGCAAUUUCAGAAGCACAAGCCCAGCACAACCGCGUGCAACGUCUCUGUGCAUUUUGUUGUGGAAAUUUAAUAUGGUGAAAAUGAAAAGACUUCAAAUGAAAUUGCAACUUCAUUAACCAUGGACUCUCCGUCUAUUUUCCGCUCUUAUGCUGCGUAUCUCCCCAGCCUCUAGUCUCAAUUUCCUUCUCUUUUCAGGCACUUUUUAAAAUGUUAAAUAUAUUCUUUAUUUAUUUCCAGCUGUCCGUUAUGUUUCUUUUUAUCCAUCCAUUAGUUACAUGGUUUAUUUUAUCGGAUGUGGUAGCGGUGGCGGUCCCCCAGCCGAGUUCAUCCAUCCUGUUCUCAGUCUCGAGAAGCUCGGUCAGCGGCGUAGAUUUCGUACACUUUUCUGGCCGCAACCUUCAGAUCCGAUUGGCGCUCGGCACUUCUACGUACUGUUAUUCAGCUUGAAAGCAAACUUUUAAAUGGAGAUGAGGCAGAGUGCAUCUUGGGCAUGUUUAUUGAAAUGUACCAGACCCUUUAACAAAGCUGGUGUUCCAUCCUGACAUCCGCGGUACGGUUCCAUUGGCUAAAAUCGCCCAUGCGGUUGCGUUUCUUACAUGGUCACUUGGCCAUUGUACUCAUGUGCCAGAUUGAAACGGAUUGAAAAAUCACUUAAAAAUUCGGUAACUACCUCAACACUGUAACUUGAACAGGGUCCCGAAGGAACCUUUCGCAAGGACGACGUCUGAACGGACGAGCUCUGGAGGGGGGACUACCUUACCACAGCAACACGCUAUCUUCGAGCUGCCUGCGUUCUUGCCCUGCUCUCUGGUUAAUGGUGGCAGUUUAUGAGUGUCUUAGAGUACAUUCCUUGGCCUCGAGUAAGUGCAGGCAUUCCUGCCCCCUCUCCUCUUUCCUCCAUGGGGCAGUGGAUGACUGUCAUGAGCACCAUGCCGUUAAACUGCGCUGCUGCUCCACAAGUUCGUCUUCUCUCUGUGAACUCUUGACCUGGAAACGGUUCUGUACCUCGACUCAAAUCCAUUUUCACACCUGACCUAAGAUCAGUUUGCCCUAACCGUUAUGAGAGUGUAAAUAGACUCGCUCCAACCCUCUGAACCACGGGGAAUUGGUGCUUUCAAAAGGAGGGCUGGAUGCCUGAAAGAUCCAGAGCAAGGAACUCUGGGAAAGGGGGAUGACGCCCACCUCAAGCUCGAACGAUGACCGUCGUUCGUAUCCUGUGCUCUCUAUCCUCUCUCUCUCGGAGAACGGUCUGAGGUCAUUCUUUUCCUCUCCCUUUUCCCCCUUUUUUAAAAUGAAACUGUGGAUUCCGUCCUGUCCCAUGGUCUUCGUGGAACUUUUAGUGUCGUUCUCUAGUUUGUAGUCUAAAUGCAGUUGUCUUGCGCCGUGGGUUUCAGUGUGUGAACUCCGUUAUACUCGUGUGUAUGACGACAGUGCCAAUCGAGCCAGAUUAAGAUUAGCUUUGCCAUUUGUUUGUGCAUUAGAAAUUCGCUCUAAUCGGAGUGCUGGUGUCCAUAUCGACGUCCCUGACGAUUCUUUUUUUUUUUCUUCUUCUUUUUUUUUCUCUCGAUCUACAUAAAUAAAAAUGUAAAGAAAUAUUGGAAGCAAUAUUGUAGCAUGUCGUCCAGUUUUUGUGUUUUUGUUAUGUCCGUUGUAUGAACCUUUGGAUUUAAUACACUUUUGAAUGAAUAGGUUUACAUGUACUUUUUUGUAAUACUGUAAAGAAAGUAAGGAAAAAAAAAUCGAAAAAAUGCUGCUAUUUGAUAAAUAUACAAGAAAUAUUUUAGUUGAAAAGAUGUCUGAUCCGUUUAUUAGAGUUACGCUCGUUUUUGGCAGGAGCACAAACGAGGUGUGUCGAUAACAAAUAACAUAGCCGUGAAAUAAAACCUGUGACCCACGCAGCUUCUUAACAUGUAGACGUGCGAUCAAGCAUUUUAGAUAUUUCGCUGACUAUUUAGACGCAUCGAUCAAGUGCCAAUCAAUCGAUACCUUUUAGUUCGAAUGAAAAGAUAAUCAAAAAGAAUAAAACGUUGAGGAGAAAAAAAAAACAAAAGAAGAAGAAAAACAUGAACAAAGAGCAAUGUCAGUGUUGUUUUUAACUCCAUAGUUGCAUAGAGAAUAAUAACGGUAGUUCUUUUAUGCAUAAACAUGGUUUUUAUACACUCGGUCGAGAAAGCAUCCUGUGCGUUCGUUUGAAUUGUGGCUUCCACGCAGCUCUUCCUUCAUAUUCUCUCUGUAGGUCGGCAUGGAGUAGGCAUAAACAUGUUAUAAUCAUGUCGUAAACGCGUUAUUAAGCACCCAUAACAUGUCCCAUUUAUGAAAGUGUGUUUCGUGGAGUUAGGUGUUUAUCUUUUUUGCACGUCUCUAUUGCAUGAUAUCCAAGUGAAUUAUCAGGGGGGCGGGGAAUCAAAACUAACACAAAAAAAUAAAUAAAUAAUAAAAAAAUAGAAACGUUUCGUUUGAGUGUCUAGAGUCAUUCUGAGGCACAGUUUUGCAUGUGGCGCAGAUCGAACACGUUUUCAGUUAACGGCUUCAAUUUUUAUUCCUUUUGCCUUUCUUUCUUUUCUUUUUUUUUUUUUUAAAGACAGAUAUCGGAAGAGCUCUUAUGGUUCAUAGACCGGCACGGUAACCAUGGGAACUGGCCCUGCACUGUAAAAAAAAAAAAAAUGAAAUGUUGGAUCAACAACGAGAUCUCGCAGCUAAAGGGUUUAAAGCAGUUCAAUAAAGAUUAAUGAAACUCUUUCUGGUCAAAAGUAACUCGUUAGGCAGCGCUGGCUCGGUGUAACGCUGCAUUUCUGGGGCAUUUCAGCGCUCUUGGGGUAAAAAAUAUUCUCCUGGAUCCACUUGUAAUGCAGGAUAAAAGAAAACGACCUCCCUGUGAAUAGGUUCAAGUUUGAACAGUCUAGUGGCGACACGAAUGGAAUAAAAAUUCCAACUCACGAUGAGGUCAGAAACAGAUUUUACCACAAUAUGGAAAUCUUAAUUUCGAUCUUUACUCUGUGUUCACACUAGCAGGAGACCAAGCGAUGGACGACGGGUCAGUUUACCACCUACGUGAGCGACACAGAGAUUAGAGAUUCAUAAUGUUUACUGCACAAAAUUGUAAGUGAAAUCUUAUCCAGACUUUUACGACCUUUCAUUAGAGUAUAUGGAGAAAAAUUCAAUCUGGAAGGACAUAGCAGAGAUCAUUUGGAGCUUCUCAUGACUGUAGAGGCUGGUAGGAAUCCAGACAAUGACAUAUAAAUCAAAAUAAUACAUUUUCUCCUGUUUGACAUUGAAAAAAAAGGAAAUCCUGAUUAGGCCACGCCCACAAACAACACAACAACGACAACGUGAAAAGAAACCCCAUGUGAAUGUGGGGGAGGUAGAGCUUUAAGGUAAAUAAUAAUGAAGGGUAAUGAGGUGUGUGUGUACAGUGCAGGGUCAGGAACACAGGUCUGUGGUUAAGUGGACAAAAUACAGCCCAUGCAUGCAAAACGUCUGCUACGUUACGUUAGGUUACAUUACGUUACCGUGUACGUCAUAUUCACGUGAAUCAGUUGGAUGUCGUAACUUGAUUCUCCAAACCCCGGCUGUAAUUUUUCUGAAUGUAUUUGCAUUUUUACAUAAAAAUGAUAACAGAAUGUUAUUUCCGUGUUCCGUGUCUGUAGGUGGAGGCUGUUGAAACUCAUGUGCGUGUGUUUGCGUGCGUGUGUGUGUGUGUGCGUGUGUGUAAGUGUGCGAACGCCGCAUUAGCGCCUGUGUUUUUAUCUUCUGAUGCCAUUUCUCCUUCCUCUCUCUCGUCAUCAAAUGCACUUUACUGAGCAUUAGGUCCCCAUGUCAACACACACACACAGACGUACACACACACUCACAUAUACACACACACACAGUGGAAACCUCCUGGAUGCAAACCGAAACCAAGCAACCUGUUCUUAACCUUCACACAGUGCGGUUUUCCUCUUGCUCUCGUUUUCGUUCUGUUUCUUGUUCUGAUUAUGAUUUCAGCUGUAUUUUCUUUGUAAUUUUUUUUUGUUUGUUAGUUUGUUUUCGAGGGAGAUCUGAAGGAGUGUGUACGAGAUUCCAGCAUUCCUCACAUCUCCCUUACUGCAUUCCCUUUGUGUGUGUGUGUGUGUGUGUGUGUGUGUGAGUUUUGUGUCUGUAAUUUACUGACACAUAAGCGCUUGUUACUGUUAUUUUUUUUCAAUGCUUUGAAUGUGAAAAGUGUUUUUUGAUUUGAAAUCUGUAAGUUAUGUUCGUUGAAGAGGAAUGGUAAAUAAAACACAGAAACCUC
Molecule: messenger RNA, 9140 nt
Organism: Hemibagrus wyckioides
Lineage: Eukaryota; Metazoa; Chordata; Actinopteri; Siluriformes; Bagridae
Gene: nova1
Product: NOVA alternative splicing regulator 1
Exons: 4
Coding region: 608-2143 (511 amino acids)
Biological process (GO): mRNA splicing, via spliceosome; regulation of alternative mRNA splicing, via spliceosome
Cellular component (GO): cytoplasm; nucleus
Molecular function (GO): mRNA binding
Source: RefSeq, a predicted model, not a curated record